UUAUCACGAAUACGAUUUAUAUCAGUAACGCGGACGGCGGAGUGUAAAAGCUUUCUAUGCCCACGCUUUUGGUGUGGCCUUAAAUUUCAGUCGGCUUAAAUUUCAGUAGUAUAUUUCUUGUUUCGUUUGGAAAUUUUCGUACGGAGAAACUGCUGUAACAUAUGAAUUUAAUUCUCUGAAAACGGCACCUUACCACCACUCAGACAUCUCAACUAACCCACCAAACAGAGUAAAUAAUAAUAAUUAUAUGUGAUUGAUAUUUUCGUAAAUAGAAAGAUUUAUAGACUCCAAAAUUAUGACAGACCCUCCACUUUUCUUUCAAUGAAAUUAGGGCCCCGAAGAGUGGCAGAGUUUCAUAGAAACUAUGGCAGAUUUGAAGGAAGUUGUAAACAGCGUGUUACUUCCAUUGCAACUUAGCCUUGGACUUCUUCUCAUCAUGAAGACGACGCCUCUUUGGGCGGUUAUACAUUGCACCCUUGCCUACUUGCUCCACUGCUUGUGUUUCCCUUACACAGAUUACAAACAGCUUGGGGAAUUCCAAGGUCGAGUCUUCAAAAAAGUUAUCUCUCAUGCCACCACAGCAGGAGAUGUGUCGAAGCUGAAAAAUCAGAAGGAUGCUCAGGAAUCUAAGAAAGAAGGGAAAUCUCAGAUUGAUGACACAGUCUCAGUGGUCUACCUGGGCAAGAAGUUUGUACUGAAGCGAAUGGAAGGCAACAAGAUGUUAAUGAAGGAUGGACCUGGUUAUUGCAUCACAGAUAAAAUGUGGGAAACUGUCAAGUACAUUGAGAAAAUGGCUUCAAACACAGUGUUUGUGAAAAAUCAUAAAGAAAUAUGGGAAGAAGUGGUUACAGGCGAUAUUAUGAAGUUUGAAGAAGUGCUGAAUUCAGUGAUACUGGACAACCGCGCGGUUAUUCGUCUGGAUCACGAUUACUUCCUUCCUGUCAACUUAUUGUUGUCGGAGGAUAAGUUGAUGACGAUUUUAAACUUCGUGGGUCUGUUCCUGAAGACUCAAAAGCAUAUUCAUUGGCUCAUUCCUGCAUCGCUAACCUUUGCAUCAGUAAGCAUGGGGUUCAGCACUAAAGUGAGGCUGUGGAUCGAUGGCUUUAUCAAUGCAAUCUUGUGCAGAUCAGUACAGCUGCUGUGUGACCCACUGCCUUUGGCAAUGAGGAGGCGGGCGUAUUGUUGGGGGAACUGGGUGGAGAAUUUGAAGCCUGGUAACGACUUGCAAUCAAAGAUUGUGAGUGGUAAAGUAUGCUUGCUCGUUGCUGCAGGUGCAAAAGCUGACUCUGAAUUCUUUGCUGACUGUGAAUCCUUGGCGAGCAGAGGUGGAGGUGCAAAAGCCCACCUUGGAACCUCAACUGAGUGUGAAUCCUCGGCUGACCUUGUAAUCAUGGCUGACCAGAACUAUAUACGUGCUCUUCUUCCUGGAGGUAAGAAAACUCAGCCUGAAGCUGAUCCCUCUGUUGACUCUGAACAAGUGGCCAACCGUUCGGUAGAUUCGGUACAUGAGAUUUGGCCUAAAGUUGGCCCCUUUCUGUUCAAAUGUGAGUCUAAAUGUGACUCAGUUUACAUAGAGUAGAUCUUCGACAACACUACUCAAAUAUGUUCGUUAAAAGCCGGUCGAUUUGCAUCGCAGGAGUCGCUAAUAGCCCAUGAUAUUUCUGUUGUAUGUGAUGAUGAUGAUGAUUGCAGGAGGGAGGAGGAUAUAAAGCUCUUCACAUUCGCUUCUAUUUGUGGAAAGGAGGAGCAUAAUAACUCGUUAAUAGCCAAUCAUUUCGAUACUAAAUCUGUUGAUGUUGAGUACUGUAGCAGCAAGGAGGCCAUAAAGCUCUUCAAGUUUGCUUGUUACAUGGCAAAGUACAAAUCAGGUUCACUGAAAUCAUAUGACCGUAAUACUAAUACGGUGUAUGUCCGCCGGUUCGUGGAGUCCAUCAACGCCUAUGUGAGGAGCAGGUAUCCACCUCUGUACAAAUUGGAUCUGGAGGAUGUAGUUGUCCGCUGAUAUUCUUCUGCUCCACUAGAGGAUGUCUUAUGUCUAUUCUCUUGUAAGCACUCAUAACUCCCCAGUAUGCUUCCUUUUAACACCUAAAUGAUUGUGUAUUAGCUGAACUGAUAGUCCAAUCUAAGAAUACUAUUACGAUGAGAUCUUCCUUUAUGAAAAGGAUAGACACAAUGUAAUAAAUUAGUUUGUAGUAAGGUUGGUUGGGAAGUUUUUUUUCUUAA
Messenger RNA from Cryptomeria japonica (Japanese cedar), 2223 nucleotides. RefSeq lists its product as uncharacterized. The transcript is spliced from 2 exons. The record is from RefSeq and is a predicted model, not a curated record. The coding region runs from base 365 to 1579 and encodes 404 amino acids. Lineage: Eukaryota; Viridiplantae; Streptophyta; Pinopsida; Cupressales; Cupressaceae.